This is a messenger RNA of Epinephelus lanceolatus (giant grouper), 3937 nucleotides long. It is a transcript of the gene ap1g2, whose product is annotated as adaptor related protein complex 1 subunit gamma 2. The record is from RefSeq and is a predicted model, not a curated record. Gene Ontology annotation, cellular component: AP-1 adaptor complex; membrane coat; Golgi apparatus. Lineage: Eukaryota; Metazoa; Chordata; Actinopteri; Perciformes; Serranidae. Gene Ontology annotation, biological process: vesicle-mediated transport; intracellular protein transport.
GUGAUUAUUUUUGUAUUCACUGACACUGAAUGGAUGCACAGUAUUUGGGUUCCCAGCCAACUGACUGCUGCCGUGUAUUGGAGGAGGUUCGGUUGAACCGGUUUACUUUUUAAAGAUACUGGCGACUCUCUGUACAGUGUAGAGCACACACACACACAGCCAUGUCUCCAUCAGUACCCCUCCAGGAGAUGAUCCGGGCCAUCAGGUCAGCAAGGACACAGUGUGAGGAACGAGGUGUCAUCCAAAGGGAGUGUGCAGCCAUCCGGGCACAGUUCAGACAAGCUGACAAUGGGGGGCGAUCGCACAACCUGGCCAAGCUGCUCUACGUGCACAUGUUGGGCUACCCCGCUCACUUUGGUCAGAUGGAGUGUGUUCGGAUGAUAGCCAGCCCUCGGUACAGCGAAAAGCGUGUGGGAUAUCUGGGAGCCAUGAUGCUGCUGGAUGAGAAGCAGGAUGCCAGUUUGCUCAUCACCAACUCCAUCAAGAAUGACCUUUCUCACAGUAACCAGUAUGUUCAGUCUCUGGCUCUGUGCACGCUGGCCUGUAUGGGUUCAGCUGAGAUGUGCAGAGAUCUGGCACCAGAGAUCGACAGGCUGCUCCGAGCCUCCAACUCCUACAUAAAGAAGAAGGCUGCUCUGUGUGCGGUUCACAUUGUGAGAAAAGUCCAUGAUCUUGGGGAGCUUUUUGCUCCUGCCGCUCGCUCCCUACUCUCUGAGAAGAACCAUGGUGUGUUGCAUGGUGCUGUGGUGCUCAUCAUUGAGCUGUGUGAGCGGAAUCCAGAAACACUUGAGCGGUUCAGAAAGACAGUGCCAGAUCUGGUUCAGAUCAUGAAAGGUCUGGUCCUUUCAGGUUAUUCUCCAGAGCAUGACGUGGCAGGAAUCAGUGAUCCCUUCCUACAGGUACGCAUCUUGAGGCUGCUGAGAAUCCUCGGUCGCAACAACGAAGGAGCCAGUGACGCUAUGAACGACCUACUAGCUCAGGUGGCAACCAACACUGACAGCACCAAGACUGUAGGCAAUGCUGUGCUGUAUGAGACUGUUCUCACUGUGCUAGACAUCAAGUCAGAGAGCGGCCUCAGGGUUCUGGCUGUGAACAUCCUGGGACGAUUCCUCCUGAACAAUGACAGGAACAUUCGGUACAUCGCCAUGACCUCUCUUCAGAAGAUCGUUGGGACAGACCACAAUGCAGUGCAGCGCCACCGGGGAACCAUAGUGGACUGCCUGAAGGACCAGGACGCGUCUGUCAAGCGCCGUGCAUUGGAGCUCUCUUUGGCGCUGGUGUCAGCCUCUAACAUCCGCUCCAUGAUGAAGGAGCUGCUCCUCUUCCUCUCCUCCUGCCCCCCUGAGCUCAGGGCUCAUGCUGCCAGCGGCAUAUUCAAUGCUGCUGAGAGGUAUGCACCCUCCCAGCGCUGGCACAUUGACACCAUCCUGCAUGUCCUCACCACGGCAGGGGGCGAUGUGAGAGAUGAAACGGUGCCCAACUUGAUCCAGCUCAUCACCAAUGCCUCAGAGCUGCACUGUUACACCGUCCACAAGCUCUACAGGGCUCUGCUCACUGACAUCUCUCAGCAAUCCCUGGUGCAGGUCGCAUGCUGGUGUAUAGGAGAGUAUGGAGACCUGCUGCUGAGAGGAGAGUGUCAGGAGACUGAGCCUGUUCAGGUAACUGAAGACGAUGUCCUGGACGCCUUGGAAACUGUUCUGCAGUCCCACAUGUCAUCCCCAGGGACCAGAGGCUUUGCUCUCACGGCCACCAUGAAACUAAGCACACGCAUCACUGAAAAUGUGGAUCGCAUCAGGAGCAUCGUCAGCAUCUAUGGCAGCUGUAUAGAUGUGGAGCUCCAGCAGAGGGCAGUUGAAUACAAUGCUCUGUUCAAAAAAUAUGACCACAUGAGGGCAGCAGUGCUGGAGAGGAUGCCUGUGAUCGAAAAGAACUCCCCGGGUCAUACCAACGGAGAGUCAACAGGGGAGGCCAUCAAGGACACCCAAGCAGUCAGAGUAAAGCAGGGAGAGCCACUGUUGCUACAACAACCCACUAGCCAGGUGUGUGAUCUCUUGGACCUGCUGGGAGGCUCUGAGGAGGCUCUACAGCCCAGCCCAGCAGUAGCUGGUACAGCACCUGGCCUGCCCAUCAACACAGCCAGUACUGCUGGAGGAGACCUCCUGGAUCUGCUGGGAGGGUUAGAGCCUACACCCAUUGCACCAGCUCCCACAGUACCGGUGUAUGAGAAAGACGGUGUGGCUUUGACAUUAAGUUGCGAGAAACAGUCAGACACAAGCCUGACAGUCACACUAACAGCCUCCAACUCCACUGACUCAGACAUCAGCAGCUUCACCCUGCAGGCUGCAGUGCCCAAGAGUGUCCAGUUACACAUGAAGGCUCCCAGUGGGGACUCUCUUCCUGCACGGGGCACAGCUAAAGUGACCCAGAUGGUCGUCCUCAACAACCCAAACAAGGUGAACCUGAAGAUGAGAGUCCGUAUAUCUUACACCAGCCAGGGCUCAGCCUUUCAGGAUACAGUCCAGAUCGACUCCUUCCCUGGACUCAAUGCUGCCGGCCACUGACAGCAGCCACUCAGUGCAACAGGACUAUGACAGCAGUCUGUGGAUGAGUCAGCAGGUCUCGCCCGUCACUGACGGAAGGGGAUUUUUUUGUCUGCCGUCACACCCUGUACACUACCGUCCAAGCUGCUGUUUCUGAAAUUCCUGAUUUUGUUGGUGUUUUUACGGCUGAAGAACACUGUUGUUUCACAGGAAAUCACAGCCUAAUACAUGAACUCACAUAGUUUAUCCUCUCCUCUGGAAUCCAAGUGUAAAUGUGACUGAUUACAUUAUUUGAUAUCGCACAAGCUUUGAAAUAUUCCCAUAUCAUAAGGAAAUACUAAAAUCUGAAUAGUUUAUCUGGGAUUUUUGCAAUGACCAAUGUCCGUAGAAACUUUGUACCAUCCAGGUUCUUUUUUUAAAGCUGACUGUAGUUGUUUCACUCCAUAAAUAUGUACUUUGAUGUGGCUCCUCUCAGUCAGUAUGCGCCACCAGAGGAGUUGUCCUCACAUUGCACUUGGUUCUUCUCUUUGAAGUGAUUUGCUUUAUGAAAUAUUUGCCUUUAUUUAAUCUUCACAUUGUUUAAAAGCAGCUAAACACUAAUGACCCACCACUAUUAUUAUAAAAUGCUCAAUUCCAGUACACUUGAUUUUACUGGGAAACACAAGGGCAUGAUUUGAGAUUGAAGGGUGAAGGAUUUUAAACACAACCUCGUGUAUUGUAUAUUUUUAAAGCCUCAUUCAGCUCAGAGAAUCCUCCUCCUAAUUAAUUCUCUUGUGCCUUUCAUCCCCUCAAGAACUCAUGUACAUAAAAAAAAUGCAAUUAUAUUUGGUUUUGGAGGCCAAGAAAUUGUUUUGAAUGUUAAGUGGUGUAGUCCUAUUAACAUGUUUUUAUCAUUCCUAUUUAAGCAUGCUUUUCCUGACCAGUAUCCCCUUGUCCACUGUUUACAAAGGCUCCUGAGUUUUUUUAAUUUCUGAAGAGUGUGUAUAGUGAUACCAGAAUAAUGGGCGUGAUAGUGUAUACAAGAUGUAUAUUUUAGAGUUUAAGUAUAUAAGCACAAUAACAAGAGGUUUAAGUCUAUGGAAAAUCUCUAAUACAACCCUUUGUUGUAGAAGGACAAAGCAGUGGGCUGUAAAACACCUUUAGAUGAAGCCGGUGUAUCACCUCAGUAAUUUGAUGACUCAUCUCAUAAUCAUGGACCUCUAUUAAAAACACUCUGGAUACUGGAUGUCAGCAAUGGUGCUCUAAAUGGAUUUCCGUGCAAUCUUUACCAGACUGUUUGAGAUCUCUACCUUCACUAAACUGUAAAGAAAAGACCAGGAUGAGUAUUCUGUCAACUGUGUCUUUAAAUCUUGUGUUUCAUGUCAUUUUCUAAUAAAAAUCAGUUUUCAGAAUCCUCA